Molecule: messenger RNA, 1050 nt
Organism: Hypoxylon trugodes
Lineage: Eukaryota; Fungi; Ascomycota; Sordariomycetes; Xylariales; Hypoxylaceae
Product: Reticulon-domain-containing protein
Exons: 5
Coding region: 1-1050 (349 amino acids)
Source: RefSeq, a predicted model, not a curated record
AUGGCCGAUUCAGCAACUGAUCCCACUGCCAAUGGCAGUUCUGGCAACACUCUAAAAGGCAGUAUGUAUCCCACAACGACAAUAACCACGACCACUCGCCCCCUCGAUAUCAUGAUCACUAACCUCUCUCGAACAGAUGCUCAAGCCGCCUACAGCCAGAUCGCUAGUGGCCCUGUCGCCCAGAACGUCAAGGAUCAGAGUGCAAAGACAACUGCCGAAUUUUCCAAUCUGGCCAACUCCCGACAAACACCUUCUCAGCCCGCUGCCACUGGCCAGCCUCUGACUCACUACCACUCGUUCUUUUCUGAGUUGCUAUCAUGGAACAACCCUCGAGCUUCCGCCAUCGCGUACGUUUCUAUUGUCUCGUUGAUCUUCGUGGCUAGAUACCUCGACCUCAUUCGAUACACCUUCAAGCUCACGUGGAUGGCCUUGGGCGUCACCGUCCUUGCCGAAGUCGCUGGUAAGACAGUACUCGGCAACGGUCUUGCUACUCAGCUCCGACCUCGCAAGUACUACACUGUUCCCAGGGAAACACUCGACUCUUUGAUCGGUGACGUUCACGAGCUUAUCAACUUCUUCGUUAUUGAAUCCCAGCGAAUCCUGUUCGCCGAAAACGUGACCGCAUCCGCAGUUGCUGCUUUUGGAGCAUUCCUCUCGUACUACCUUGUCAAGAUCGUCCCGUACUGGGGUCUUGCUCUGGUCUCUACCACUCUCCUGUUCUUUGUUCCCCUGGUUUACACGACCAACCAGGAGCUCAUCGACCACCACCUUAAGCAGGCCUCCGACGUAAUCGAGAGCCAAACCGAGCAAUUACGCCAGGUUGCUAACAAGCACACCGCCCAAGCAACCGAGAUUACCAAGCAAUACUUAGGUGACUACACCGCCAAGGCGCAGCAGAUGAUCCGCGGCCAAACCGCUUCAUCGAAGUCGACUCAGUCCCACCUAAACGAAUCCGACUUCCCCAAGGCCCCCAAGGAGGGCUUUAACAAGAAGGAAGAGGAGGAAUCUUCCGAGGAAGAAGAUGAGGAGGAGCCUCUCAUUGCUGCCUAA